Soboliphyme baturini is the source of this 264-nucleotide messenger RNA. The record is from the annotation of a GenBank genome assembly. NCBI's taxonomy places the organism in Eukaryota, Metazoa, Nematoda, Enoplea, Dioctophymatida, Soboliphymatidae.
AUGAGCCAAUUUCCUACAGAGGUGGCGAGCAAGUUACCGCCGUGGCUUCUUCGCGAUAUGACGGUUAAAUGGAUUAGAGUAAUCGACAACAGCUACAUCGAAUUGCUAGGCCAUCGGGCACCGGUUAUCAGCUUAGCCGUCGAUCCUCAGAAACGCUACAUCGCUACCGCUUCUUGCGACGGUUACGUUCGAAUAUAUUCGUCUUCUACUCAACAGUGUAUUUCGUCCUUGUCGAUUACCGUCAAAGGAAAUGAACUGUCGUGA